Messenger RNA from Colletotrichum navitas, 1107 nucleotides. Its product is annotated as U2 small nuclear ribonucleoprotein A. The record is from RefSeq and is a predicted model, not a curated record. Lineage: Eukaryota; Fungi; Ascomycota; Sordariomycetes; Glomerellales; Glomerellaceae. Gene Ontology annotation, molecular function: U2 snRNA binding; protein binding. Gene Ontology annotation, cellular component: U2 snRNP. Gene Ontology annotation, biological process: mRNA splicing, via spliceosome. The transcript has 5 exons. The coding region runs from base 222 to 977 and encodes 251 amino acids.
GUCAACCGCCAGCUUUUCAGCCUUGUCGAGAAGUCCACUACAAACCCACGCGACUAUAAGACGCGACGAAGAACUGCCAUUGAGCUGACGAAAUCCUCCACGACACACUACGGAUCGCGAAUCAACCACGCGACAGGUCUACUUACGAACAAGCCCCAUCCCCCCCGAGGUAACCCCCAGCACACUACCACCGCCUAAAGCAUCAGCAGCCGACUACCAAGAUGAGGCUCACGGCGGAGCUCAUCAAGGGCUCGCUGUCCUACCUGAAUCCGCUCAAGGAGCGGGAGCUUGACCUCCGAGGACAUCGAAUCCCGGCGAUCGAGAACCUGGGUGUUGCAGGCCCCCAUGACUCCAUCGAUUUCACCGACAAUGACAUCCAGGUGCUGGGCAACUUCCCGCUGUCGCCACGCCUGCAGACGCUUCUGCUGGCGCACAACCGCGUAUCGAGCAUACAGCCUGCGCUGCCGAACGCGAUUCCGAACCUGACGCAGCUCGUACUUGCGUCGAACCAGUUGGCCGAGCUCGCAGAUUUGGAUGUGCUGGCGGGCUUCAAGCGGUUGACGCACCUGGUGUUGGCGGAUAACCCCGUAACCAAGAAGGAGAACUACCGGUAUUGGGUCGUCUGGCGCUGUCCCUCGGUGCGGUUCCUGGAUUACCAAAAGGUCAAGGAAGCGGAGCGGGAGAAGGCGAGGGAGCUGUUCGGCACGGCGGAGGAGCCCACGGCCGAAGCGUCCAAGAUCAUGGGCAUCAAGUCUAAGAAGCUCGACCUCGCCGCCUCAAACGGCGCAGCCGGCGGUGGUGGGGCCACCUCCAAGCUCUCGCGUAUCAAACUUACGGACAAGGAGAAGGAGCGACUGAAGGAGAUGAUCAAGAAGGCCGACAGCCUACAGGAAAUUAUCCGGCUGGAGAAGAUGCUGACGGAGGGCACGAUCCCGGCGGGUGUGCAUCUGGACGGGGACGCCACCAUGGAGGACUGAGCGAGAAGCAUAUAAUGUCAGACGUCAUAUUUGACGCCGGCAGGAGGGGGCGAGGGUGGCAUGUGUUCGUAUCAUGGACUGGCGUUUUUCUGUUCAAUCACGACAAAAAAGUGUUCCGUUAUUUUAAAGA